AAAAAUCAGCCGUCAUCUCCUACCUCAGCCUCUAUUACUCCGGCCGGCGAAAUUAGGGUUUUUGAAUCUGUAGCUGUUUGGUGAGAUAAGCAUAAAUGGGUCGUUUCAAAAACAAUAAGAAGAGUAGGGUCAUUGUGAAGCCUAUUCCGAAGAAAAAUCAAGAGGAUGUUAGUCAUGUCACUGGGGAUAAGAUUCCCAAGAGUUUUGUGUUUUCAAGAAUGAAACUUCCUGGCCCUGUUAAACAACUUCAGAUGGAUUUGAGGAAGCUCAUGCUUCCCUACACUGCUCUCAGUCUUAAGGAGAAGAAGCGGAACACUUUGAGGGACUUUUUGAAUGUAUCAGGUCCAAUGGGUGUUACACAUUUUCUUAUGCUUUCGAAAACAGCGUCUUCACUGUCUCUAAGAGUAGCAAGAACCCCGCAGGGCCCGACUCUUACAUUCAAAAUUCAUCAGUAUUCCCUAGCAUCAGAUAUAGCUCAGUCUCAGCUUCGACCUAGAUGUCCUCAAGAUCUUUUCAAGAGUCCUCCUUUGAUUGUUCUUUCUGGAUUCGGUUCUCAGGAGUUGCAUCUGAAACUAGCAACGAUUAUGUUUCAGAAUAUAUUCCCAGCUAUUGAUAUUAACACUGUCAAGCUCUCCACCUGCCAGAGAUUAGUACUCUUAAACUACAACAAAGACACAAAGCUCAUUGAUUUCCGGCAUUAUUCUAUAAGACUUCAGCCUGUUGGAGUAUCUCGUAGGAUCAGAAAGUUUGUGCAAAAUCAUCAGGUUCCCGAUCUUAGGAAUCUGCAGGAUGUUAGUGAUUUUGUCACCAAGGCUGGUUAUGGAUCAGAGAGCGAAGGAGAUGAAGAAGCGGCAACAGUGACACUAUCAUCUGAUCUAGGCCGAGUUAACAAAGGUUCCACCAAGAGCGCAGUGAAACUGCAAGAAAUUGGACCAAGAAUGACUAUGCAACUCGUUAAAGUGGAGGAAGGAUUGUGUACAGGAGGAAUCAUAUUCAGUGAAUAUGAAAAUGUGGAUGGAAAGAAAGAAAAGUUAAAGAAGAAACAGGAUGAAGAAGGUGCUGAAGAAGAAGAAGAAGAUAGUGAAGAAGAAGAUGAAGAGGGUAGUGAAGAAGAUGGGGAAGACAUGGAUGAAGAUUUUGAAGAUUGAAAAGAGUUAAAAAUAGAGUAACACUGUUUACACAUGAGCCUUGAGUGUUGUUCAUCAAAUUUUGUUCCUUGGAUCUCUGAGUAGCAUUGCUUCUAUUGUCUGAUUAAAAUAUGUGAGCACAA
Arabidopsis arenosa is the source of this 1270-nucleotide messenger RNA. The record is from the annotation of a GenBank genome assembly. Lineage: Eukaryota; Viridiplantae; Streptophyta; Magnoliopsida; Brassicales; Brassicaceae.